AGACAAUACCCGGAUUAACGUAAUUUCACGCUUUUGGCUUCUCACAACCCGUUCCAAUUUGAGCCCCGCGAGCAAAACAUUUGAUUGAUUUGAAAAGCAAUUUGUUUCCACGUUUCGAUCGAACGUUUGAUCGAAAUUACUCUCGAGCAACGUGCUCGGAUCGACACGCUUCACGGGCCGAUAAUAGCCUGAAUAGCUGCCUCUUUCGAAGCAAAUGUUGCAAAUAGCUCCAUCGACGGCCAUGCAAGCGUUGGCAUAAAUUAAGGUGGUUGUUUGUCAGUAAAGCGACAUCCGUUUUUCACCUGCCGCUUGUCGGCCCGAAGUAGAUGCUCCACUUGCAUGUGAACUUGGAUCUGUUCUAUCUAUGUGAGGCGUUCCGAAUUCCUCAUGGCUACGGAUGUAGGCGCGUGGUUGCCGUUUGCAAGAGCGGCUGCCGUAGGAUGGGUCCCUCUGGCUACAUCUCCGAUGCCGCCGCCGCCAGAGACACAGAAAAACGACGAACGAGUCACCAUUAACGUUAGCGGACGCCGAUUUGAAACUUGGCAAAACACAUUGUCCCGUUUCCCGGAAACUCUCCUAGGCAGUGACGAAAAAGACUAUUUUUUCGAUUCGGAAACAAAGGAAUACUUUUUUGAUCGAGAUCCCGACCUUUUCCGGCAUGUUUUGAAUUAUUAUCGCAAUGGAAAACUGCAUUACCCGCGAGGAGAGUGCGUGCAGUCUUUCGAGGACGAACUCUGUUUCUUCGGCAUUUCCGAAGAUGUUGUGUACGAUUGUUGCUGGGAAGAUUUUCGAGAGAGAAAGAAAGAAUGCGAAGAGAGAAUUUUUGAGCCUGAUAAACUGGAAGACGGUGGAUCACAGAAUGGAGACGAGAACACUGACUCGACUUUCCGAGAGAAGAUGUGGACUGCUUUUCAAAAUCCACAAAGCGGUCCCCUGGCUUCUUUGGCUUAUUACAUCACGGGCUUUUUCAUAGCUGUGAGCGUCAUUAGCACGGUAGUUGAAACUCUACCCGCGGAUGGUGGAAACAUUGGAGAAGUCAAUAAAAGUAUUUUCUUUGGGCUUGAAACAGCCUGUGUUGUAGUUUUUACCAUUGAAUAUUUAGCCCGCUUAUACGCCGCGCCUGAUCGAUGUAAAUUUGCUCGAGAUCUGAUGAGCAUUAUCGACGUUGUUGCUAUACUACCAUUCUAUGUUGGUCUAUUUAUGCCUGACAAUUCGAUAAGUGGAGCUUUUGUGACUCUUAGAGUAUUUAGGAUCUUCAGAAUUUUCAAAUUUUCCAGACAUUCGCGAGGACUUCGAAUCUUGGGAUACACGCUCAAGAGCUGUGCCUCUGAACUUGGCUUCCUGCUAUUUUCUCUGUCUAUGGCAGUCAUCAUAUUCGCUACUGUCAUGUAUUACGUGGAAAAAGGAGAACCCGACACAAAAUUCGAAAGUAUUCCUGCAAGUUUCUGGUACACCAUCGUCACAAUGACUACAUUAGGGUAAGUUAAAAUUUUUUCUCAAUGAACUACACAUGACUAAACGUAUAUAAACUCGGCGGCUAGCUUUGUGUUUACAUUUGUCUACAGACAUUAAGUCCUUGUGCAAAUUAUCUGAAUCUGCCCAUGUCAUUCUUUACUGCGUUGUCUACCAAAAUGAAACUAACUUUGUCUGUUUUUCCUUCUAAUUUAGAGGUCUAGACGAAAUACAUUUGUUUCUCGGGUAGCUUACAUUAAUCGACGCAUACAACUCAGUCUACCAUGGAUAAAAUUAUUACACUUAGCGUAAAAAAGUUACAAUUCACGGGCAACUCACUUUCGUAGAGAUAAUAUUUUUAAACGCAAGAACAGACAAGGCUUAAUUUGCAUGCAAAACAUAAUGUUUUGAAGCAAAAUGCAUAUAUUUACGUCUUGUUGUUUUCCAACAUCCUCAUAUAAUGAAAACUUGAACAGAAAAUGUUCUGUACAGUUUAUGCACGUUACGGUUCGAACUAAAAAACAGACUCAAACUACGUUUAUUUUUUUUUUCAUUCGUUCAUCGAAGCUAAGACACGGUAAAUACUAUGGCAAAAGACGAAUUUAAAAUUUCCUGUGUUAAAAAAUUAAUAGUUGAAUGACAUGCUUUAAAGCUGGUGUAUUGUAUUACAAAAGCGCGGGCACCAUUUGCGUUUUAAGUACGUUCUUCAACUUUAUUUUUUUCUUCUUUUAAGAACGUCUGAUCGGCUCGCUUCGAAUGAAAUCUACUAACAGUGUAUUAGCUUGGUUUAUUUGUGGUAUUUGUUCGAUAGGUUUUGAGAUAAGAGCUUAAUGAAUUACGGUUCUAAAACGGCGAUAAUGUCUUUCGGUGCUUUUGAAACUGAUCCGCUAAGAUUUCUGAUGAAAUUUCGGAGAACUUCCUCCACGCGCCGAAAACGUGACAAUUGGGUUUAAAUUUUAUGUAUACCGUUAUGAUAGACGCAUCACCUCGACAACAAGGACUAUAAUUUUGCACAUCUUUUCGCCCGAUUGCUUUAAUUUUCUAGAGGAACUUCUUUAAGUCGCGUGUUUGCCAAAUUCAUUUCAUUUUCUGUAGGUGGACUUUGGGCCACUAUGAAUCGAUAGAUUCUUGCAACUAGAUGUAACAAGAAAUUUAUGCAAAAAUAGAUGUUAUUGAAAACAAGAACCAGUCGCAGCAGAAUUGCAUUAACAAGGAAGUCGAGGAAAUUUAUUUACAGCAAGAACAUUUAGCGCGCAGCUGUAAGGAAUUGUUUAGUCCCGAUGUAUGGAAGUGUAUAAUUCACAGCGAAACACAGGUUUUUUAGUAAAACAGAGAAACAGAGAUACUUAAAAAAUUAUGCCGCACUGUGGCUUCUAAAUCGAUUUCUGUGCGUUCAAAAUAUUCAGCUUUUUAGUUGCCCUACUUAAACUUUUAAAAGGAAAAAACGAAAUGAAACUGUUCACGACUUUCAUGUUGUUCACAGUUGUUUUUUAUUAUUAUUAGGUAUUUUCAGUUUUAUUUUUUUUAAAUUCUAUAUGCUUCUCAGUUACCUUCGUAUACCAAUAAAAUGUGACAUUUCGCGGUUACUUCCAAGCUUUUAACUAAGGUGCAUUUGAAUCGUUUUUCGGUGAGCUUAGCUGUAACCGCUAGAAUUUUUCAAAAUGAAUUAUCAGGCCCUAAAACCAUCCUACCAUGAAAGUCAGCCAAGCACUUCAAGGACUUUGUCCGUUCAAAUGGAUUAGCAACAACACUUAAUUAAUGGUCUUAAGCACCGAUCAGAGAAAGGUAUUACUCUAAAACGUCGGCUUUUGUUUUCCCAGCCCUCGCUUGUUGCAUAUCAUUUAUACUGAGUGCUUGCUCGAUAAUUUUUCAUUUCUUCCUAUUUAUUUUUUCUCUUGAUUCGUUUUAACUCAUUUCAUAUGCAAUGACAGAAAGUAUACCUUAAUGAAUAUUUUAUAUUUUUACACAGUUUUUCGAUUUUCACAACGUUUUCUUUUCCUUCAUUUGCAUUGCCAUUGUAAUAUUCAAUACCGCGUUGUCAGCUAACACGUCAAAUAUUAAAUGAUAUUGAUAGAUAUAUAAAAACUUUAAUCUUCAUCACUCUUUGUCACACAUAGAUGUGCUUUUGUGAAAUGAUUCAUCCAAGAACAAUUAAGUAUUUUCAUCUCAUUUCACCCUGCGAAACCUCUUUGUUAUGGCAUUAACAUAUAAAUAUGCUUACAUAAUGUGUUUUUUUGUUUCUAAGAUAGUAAAAAUUAUAUAAAUAUUAUGAGGCUAGAUAUCAUCAAGGCUAAGUGAAAGUGAAAAUAAUAGGCCUUUGUAAAAUUGUUUGGCUUAAUCAUCACUCACUUAUGCCUACCUCAGAGUUCUUGCUAUGGUUCAAUUGAUUCUUGGUUCAAAUUUUAUUCUCCUUAGUUCAGUCUCGUUAUUGUGCAUGUGUAUUAACGCACAAAAUAUCAAAAACAAAAGAAAAAAAAUUGAACCAAGGACACAACGUCGUCAUAAGGCAAUAUAUUUGUUGAUAAUUUGCGUAUAGGGUCAUUCCCACUCAACUCUGCUGAGAGCUGUGUUGACACGUUGAAUUGAGAAGAGUUUGACCUUGUUCAGUCUUCAUCACAAUUUUCCAUGAGAUCUGGAAAUGUUAAUUUUUUUCAUGACUGGCUGUUGCUAAAAUUUGGCCUGAUUUAAGGUUAGCCUCAUAAAGAGAGGAAGUAAAUGCCUGGAUGACGUCAGGGACCAACUCUAACUGUCUGUCUCUACAGGCAGGUGUCCGUGGAGUUGUUACCCCUUUAAGCCCGUGGGUCCACAUACAAAUUCUCUGAACUGAUCUUCAUACAUUCAUUUUAAGAAUUAGUUGGGAGAAUUUGUUACAAGAUCAAAGCAUUUUCCCCUAAGUGAUCAUUCAAUUAAUUCCCAAAACCUUUUAUUUUAAUUAUGAAUUGCUUGGAGAAAAUUGAUGUUGGCCACUCUUGGCCUUUAAAAGGGUUAAAAUAGAGUUGACCAUAUCAUUUAAAACUAUUCACUUCUAUUGAUUAUUAAGUGUACAUACAAAGUUGUCAAACUGGCCAAUGUUAAUGCCGCAAUGAACAUAUCGAGAAGCCCAGCAAAACUGCAGUCAAGAGGUUGAUGAGGCAAAUGAAAAUUGAUGGGUUACUCAGGAGAGCAAUCCUCAAAAGCUCUCCUUCAUCUUGAAUCCUGAUCAAAGAAAUAACUGGAACUUCCUAAAAAGGAAUGAAAAAUCCAAGCAAUCUAUAAGUCAUUCUUUGAAAUAAUGAAUAAAUGAAUUUCAUAUAUAUUUGAACUGCAGAAAUUAUAAACAAAUAAAUGUUAUUACUUAAGACCAUUACAGUUGGGAAAAGAAAGCCUGAAAAAUUAAGGCCUGCUAGGAUUCAAACCCUUACCUCUGCAAUACUGGUGCAGUGCCCCAACUAAUUUAGCUAGCAAGCCAACUGGGAGCUUAAAAAUUGGUUCAUAAUAUACCCGGGACAGAUGAAGAUGAACUAAUGAAUGCAACUAGUUGAAGAUCCAACUAUAUAUGCAUUUGUGAAAAUAAAGCCUGUGUGAAAAAGUUCAAGCUUGUCGGGAUUAAUCUUUAUCCACAGCUUGUCAAUGACUAAACAACCUGUCAUGGGCACUGUACUGUGGACAAGGUGUUCAUAAAAGUUUCAGUGUGUUUUCAGAUAACCUAUAGUUCAGCUUAAUCUCAAAUAAUAAAUUAUACUUUUUUCAGGUAUGGGGAUAUGGUUCCGGAGACAACCCCAGGGAAAAUAGUUGGCAGCCUGUGCUCACUCAGUGGUGUGCUAGUGAUUGCCCUUCCUGUGCCAGUUAUUGUAUCAAAUUUCAGUAGGAUAUAUCUACAAAACCAAAGAGCAGACAAACGAAAAGCCCACAAGGUAUGCUAUUCCAUUUUCAGGGGCAGGAUCCAGGGGGCCCCCCUUAUUUUUAGACCAAACUGAGGCCCCAAAAAAUUUUUUGGAGAACACUCCCCUUCCGCGUAUCUGAAAGGUCUGGAUCUGCCACUGAUCUUAUACUUUAAAAUUAUCAAUUUAUAAAAUUGCUAGAAGUACUAGGCUCUGACAAAAAGCACCUCCAAGUGAUAUUUGUGUUAUUUUCUUAUCCAUUGUGAAACAUUUUUUAUACAAGAAUAGACGUGAAAAUACCAUUUUCACAGAUUCUCUAAUUUUUUACUGUAAUUCCUACCUUGUACGCAAAAAUAAGGAUACAAAUUUUACUCCAAGGCAAUAAAUUAAGAUGAUGAAGAAAUAUAAAAUAACAUGCUAACUGGCAAAAAUAAAAAAAUUAUGGAUAAAUCACUGUGUUCAACUUUGUCCAAAAUUGGAGCAAAAGUUUCGAACAUAUUUUUAAAAUGUUUGAAAUAAACAGUCCUUUUUUUGCAAGUAAUGUACUAUCAUGAUAAUACACGCAGAAUUUUAAAUUGCUUAAUAAUUUGUAAUUUAUUUCUGACAAAAUGUACAGUCACAACUAAGCUAUCACCAUUAAUUUGGUCACUGACUGUAUAAUUUAUGUAAUCAUGUAACUCAUUUUUAGAAAGCAAGAGUGUCAAUCUCAAAGACAAUGGCUGGUACUGCUUUGGUUUCACCCCCUGACAAAGACAAUGUUCCAUUGGUAAGUAAGAACCAGCUCAAUAAAAAAUAUCAAUGCAUGGUGAUAUAAAUUGGUACUUAAAAGAGGUUUAUACAGUUAAUAGAUUGAAUCCCAGAUCCCUUUUAUCCAAGACAAUACUUGGGUAUCUAGUAGUGAUGUGUUCUUAAAUGAAGAUAGUACACAAUGGAUGACCAUUACAGUUGUAAUAGCCUUUUAAUCAAUCUUAAAUUAAACCCAAAAAAGAAUUUCAGGGCUUCAAAAGGAUAUUAACCCAUGACCUCUGGUCUCCAACUGAGCUUUGAAGACCAAUACAUUGGGAGCAGGCUAAUUUGUUGAGUUCAUCUUAACCCGUGAAAGGAAUGAGACAAAUAAUGUCAACUGCAGAAAUACAAAUCUAAAUGAAGAUAUGACCAUCUCAGUUGCACAUCUGUAUAAUUCCUUCACCACCACCCUAUCAAAAGGUUGAUAGAGCAUUUCUCCACUGGGCCACUUACCGACUGGGUUAAAAAACUGGACAUAAUAAAUCAUGGUCACUGAGACCUCACUUCAGGUCAGACCCCUGUAAGCUGUGUCUCUCCAGAGCCAUAGGUAGCGGAGGGGAGGGUGGGGGGGCAAGGGGGGGGCAACUGCCCCCUCCCCCCUCCUGGACCUGUUGAGCCAGACACAUCAAGGCUUUGGAUGGAUUUGUUUUCUUUUAACUCAGUUAUUUUGAUUAUAGUGACUUGCAAUUGUUUGCCAUUUUCAUAUUCGGGGUCGAUUUUUCAGAGACAUAUCUCAUGACAAGUGCUGAAAAUAGCAUUUUAGAGCCUCCCAAUUAGAAAACCUCAGACCCCCCUACAAGGCUCAUGCCUUGGGCACUCGCACUAAUGACCCCCUCUUAAAAAAACCUAGCUAAGGCCCUGGUCCCUUUCAUCCUUCCUUUAGAUAUUAAUACUACAAAGGGGUGCAAAAGAAACAACACUGAUUAUUCCAGAGGGCAAGAGGGUUAAGCCCCAAAAGUGGUGUGGUCCAUCUUUUAUGGGCUAAGAGAGGGAAAGACUGCAUUAAUUGGACCCACAGAAAUUGAUGCAAUCUGCUGCCUCAUUGGUGUUCUUGCCAAUCUUGUGAAGUAGAAAUGUGGACCAAUGAGAAAUAACAAAAUAAUGUUCCACAAAUGGGUCUUUCUAAAACUGGUUUCAUGGAUGGAGCUUUCUUCUAGUUGGUUUGCAACCAUAUGACAUGGCAGGCAGGUUGGUGGGACAAUUGAAGUUAUUUCACAGGGUGACAGGGUGCAAGGGUGGCACAGUGAUGAGAGCACUCGCCUCCUACCAAUGUGGCCCGGGUUCAAAUCCCGGCAUCAACACCGUAUGUGGGUUGAGUUUGUUGUUGGUUCUCUCCCUUGCUCCGAGAGGUUUUUCUCCAGGUACUCCAGUUUUCCCCUCUCCUCAAAAACCAACAUUUCCAAAUUCCAAUUCGACCAGGAAUCAGGUAGCACAUCCACUAUGUGGAUGUGCUACCUAAAAAUCGUUAUUUAUUUAUUUAUUUACAUGAAAAACAGGGGAUUCAAAAUGUCUUAAAGCAGGUGGCCAACUCUGGAAAAGUAGGCAGCUGCGACAAUUGAGGGGCUGCAAGGCCCCAGAGGGUAGAGGGGUCUGAGUAGCCAGCGACCUAAAAUCAAGCAGCCGGCAGAACUCCAGCAGUCACUGGCUUGUUUUGAAACCCCUGUGAAAACGGAGUUUAGUUCCUAGAGAAAUAGAAAUGGUUUUGUUCUUAACCACCAACAUGGCUGCUAGGACAUCAAGUGCAAACCAGCAGUACAUAUAAUAAACGUAUUGUUUCGUGAUUUUGUCUAUGCAGGGGGCUGGUUUAGAGUUGACGCAGAUUCCAGUAAGCGAUAAAGAGAAAAAUUAUCUUGAUGAACAACACACUCAUCUGUUACAGUGCUUGGAGAAAGCAACAGUAUGUGCAUGUGAUACUUAAAAUAAUAUAUACACUGCCAGACACCAUUGCAAGACAAGAUUCACAACACAUCAAUGCCUUCUAUAAAUCCCCUGCAGUUUUUCUUGAAAUAUGUAGGAGAAUUGUUGCAGUGUUACAAAUGUCAACUUUGAGCAAUGCUAGCUGCAGAAAAUUCCCCCUUACAGUAGUAUGUAAGACCACUUGUUGAGUGUAUUACAAAGGGAUCUGCCCAUCAUCUUAUACAUCCUUGGUAGGAAGAGCUUCUAAUUUUGCAAACCUCCAGGUAAAAUUAAUUCUGUGACUAAUGUUUGCCUAGAGUUGAUUUUAUUUGGGGAAUGCAAUUGUUUAAAAAGAAUUUGACAUCAGAAAAGACCACUUAAAUUAUGGAAUCUCUUAUUGAGGGGAUCUAGUGUCCAAUUAUUUUGUAUAAUCUACUGUGCAACUUGACUGAGUGCCUUGACAUGUUAUGUUGAAAAAUGAGUCAAUGUGUUUUUUUUUUGCAGGCACGACAGUUUGUAGAAAUGGAAUACUCUUACAAAGGAGAAGCUGUGAGAAGAACUCCCAAGCAGUCUUCGCCAAUUUGCACACCCUCUGGCUCACCAAUAUCGUCAUCAGUGUCAUUGGCAGCAGUGUGCGACAAUGCCUGUUACAAUCGAAAUAGUUACACAGGGAAAUGCAUGAAACGAACAAGAUCACUUUCCGAGCCUGCACAUCAGCAUGAGAAUGCGUUUGUGCCAGAUCAUUUGGAGAUGAAUGACAUAAAAGGCAAGCAUAAGGCAAAUUCAAAGCCACAUAACCACGAAAAACAACCAAACAACAUAACAACAUCGGCCAUUGUGACAAUGCCAGAUUAUGAAACUGUUGUGGCAGUACCCAACAACAUCCAUGACAGUGCAGCUAAUCGCAGAUAUGAAAAUUGUAACAACCGAAGAGGUUCGCAUACCAUAAUUUAAAGUUUUUCAAGAAAAUGAAAUUCAGGCAAAUUAUAAAGAAGAACAUUAUUUCUGGCUAGGAAAGUUGUAAAAUGAGAUGUGUUCAAAAAACAACUGAACUGUUGGCAAAAAUCAUGAAAAGCAGUCCGGUAACUGAUAAGAAUAUUGCAGAAAAAAUGAUAGUAAAAAAAUUGUUUAUAAUAGUCAAAAUUCAAGCAAUAACUAUUACAAACUACAAUAGAGUUCACUCGGUCAGAAUUCCAGAAUUGCUCUUUGCCAAGUGGUUUUUUUUAAUGCCACAAGAUUUGGAGAUGUAGCGAGGAAAAUCAGCCCAUCAAUUUGAAAGCGGGGCUUUUAUCCAAUACUGAAGACGACUUGCAUUGUGCAGUGCACGGUGAUUGUGAGAUGCUUGGUCAUCAGAGAUAUUUAUUCAACAAAUAUUUUCUACAAAACGUGAGGAAAUGAGAGACUAAAUACAAACCAAUUGCACACUGGCGCCGGAAAGUGCGUACAGGAAAAUAGUGGCCACACCCACAGAGGUAGGGUGCUGAGAGCCACAAAAAACUUGGCACCAUGUUUGGAGCUGGUCUCUGACAUUUAUAGUUUGAGUGAGGAUCAGCAGAGAAGCUUAUGGACUGGAGACCAGGUAUGGAUCUUGUGAGAGUACAUCCUACCUUUCACAAAGGUGGNACUUGCAUUGUGCAGUGCACGGUGAUUGUGAGAUGCUUGGUCAUCAGAGAUAUUUAUUCAACAAAUAUUUUCUACAAAACGUGAGGAAAUGAGAGACUAAAUACAAACCAAUUGCACACUGGCGCCGGAAAGUGCGUACAGGAAAAUAGUGGCCACACCCACAGAGGUAGGGUGCUGAGAGCCACAAAAAACUUGGCACCAUGUUUGGAGCUGGUCUCUGACAUUUAUAGUUUGAGUGAGGAUCAGCAGAGAAGCUUAUGGACUGGAGACCAGGUAUGGAUCUUGUGAGAGUACAUCCUACCUUUCACAAAGGUGGCAGGUUUCAAUAAGGUACAGAUAAAGUUAACUUAACUUUUUUAUGAUCCUGAACCUGUGGGCUUUUCAUGGAUAUAUGCAAGGAUGCACAAGUAACAGAAAGAUGCCACAGUGAAAACAUUCUCAGGAGAAUCAUGGACAUUGUCUGCAAUUAUUGCGGAUCAAGGUUUGCUCAAAAUUCCUCAAAAGCUUAGCCUUCAAGGCAACAUAAUUUAUCAAACAUUAAAAUAUGGAGUAAUUUUCACUCCAUUAGAGACAAACUUUUUAAAGGAAAGGGUUUCUUUUUAAGAUAUGAUGAUAACUUAUUUGUACAAAGGAAAAUGAAAUGAAAUUGUAAUUAGGUAAUUAUAGUAGUAUUGACAAGAAAGUUCUAAGGGUGACAAAAGACAUGGGUAGCCUGUUAAGUGGCUACGGUCAUUUUAUUUGAAAGGGAAGAGAGAAAGAAAAAUUUCGGUCCACACUCAAGCCCCAGCCAUAGAAAAACGCCUUAUCAAAUACCUGCCAUGGUAGAUGAUCAGAGAUUGCACUGAUUUUUCCACAGACUCAAAAGUUUGAAUGGCCUUGUACAUCAUAUUAGACAUCCACAAUAACACAUGACAUAUUACACUUAAUUAUUAUUUUACAUACACCACAGUGUUCUACAGUGUAUGUGGUAAAAGAAUUAACUGGAGUAGUGAAAAACAGGUCUUCAGGGAAUGACACUCAGGCUGGAUGACAAACAAGGCAAAAGCUGGGACUAAAGUGUGAUUAUUAAUAAUCAUUAGCAGUUUUUAUCUGUCAAGGUACAAAUUCAUGCAGUCACAUUAGUUAUAUUAAUUUUUUGCUGUCUACAACAAUGUUUUCUCAUCUAUUUAUUUAGAUUGUUAAAUGCUCUGCAAGUGCAUGUAUAAAUGGUAGUAUUUUAACUGAUCUCAAAGAUAUUUAAUUAGGAGCAUUUUAUCCUACUAAAUAACAAUUUCUCCAGGUAAUGUAUUAACUUUACCCAGCAGACCACUCAAUUCUUCUGUUUUACAAAUUUCAUUCAUGCAGUCACAUCAAUAAUGCUGUUGUUCUUGCGAAAAUCUACACAUAUUUAACGGAAAACUAUACUGUCACAACAACGAAAUUGGCUAAAAACCUAUGAAUUUUAAUUUGUUUGGUGUAAAACAACAAAAAUCAACAGCUAUAACAAUUGUACUUGUAACAUGUACAAAUUUCCAAAAAGAAAACACGAACCAGCAGUACAAAUGUAUAUGAGAAAAUUUUGGCUGCAAUGACUUAUUUAUAAGUUAAUUAAUGCUAUGCACUGUGUAAAAUUAACAAGCAACAGAUUAGAGAAAUGAUGAUGUCACAAAAAAAGAUUAAUUAAUGCAAUUGUGAGAUUGGAUAGGAAGUUCAGAGAGAACAUGAUAAAAAUUGCCCGCUUGCCAAAAAUCGUUGGGUUAGUGCAAAUUGGUGGUGAGAUUUAGGAAACAUAAUGUUCUGAUGAUUCCAUACAAAUCCUUCUAAAACUGGCUCAGAUCAUAACAUGUACAAUCCAAGUCAAAUUUAGAGAAAUUUUUAUGGAGUCAUCACAGUAUAACCUUGCUAAAUAAUAUCUCACCACUAAUUUACCCUAACAUACAUUGUUGUACUGAUUUUUGGCAUGUGGACAUUUUUCUUCUUGUUCGUUAAUUGUAAACAUCCCAAUCCAUCCCAUAAUUUGACAAAUUUGAAUUUUUGAGAUAGCAUACUUCUUUAAUCUAUUUUUGAUCAAAAUUACUUAUCUCGUGCAACUGACAUGGCCUUCGAUUAUUGUAAUAAGCAUGUCAGUCACGCUAGGUAUUUAGUUUAGCUUUCCUUGUGGUACACUCAUCUAAUUUGUAUAAAUUUCAUCCAGUUUCCCUUUAGUUUAAAUAAUACCCUUUUCAUCUCUGAUACCAAAAGCCAAAUUCCCCACUGUCACCUUUCUCCAUAAAUAUCUUAUGGUACUUUUUAAGAGAAAUUGCUGAAAACUAUCAAAGAAUUAUUUCUUUGGAGAAAUGUUCCUUAUUCUUAGGAUAUAUUAGAUGCUUAUCGCAGCUUGUCGGACUUAAAAGGUUAACCUUUAACUAACUGUGCUUGAAAAGAGGACAGUAAUUACAGCUGUUUAGGAUAACAAGCGACCUGCAAAGCACAAUCCUGAGCUGGCUAGACAACUUCAAUGUCAAAAUACUAUAGAAUCUAAUAGGCCACUUCCAAGUUCCAAAAAUUCUCACUUUUCAAAAGAAGGUUACGUGCAAAACCUUUCUCAUGAAAAUGAGUUUUAUUGACAUGAGAAUAAAGAGCCAUUUUGAUAUCAAUGGCUUUGCACUUAGCCUGUCAUGCUUUGAAACAGAAGCUUUGGGCAACUCAGAAAUGGCCUAUUUAGCUAGGUUGGCAAUUUUUAAUGACAACAGUAUUGCCAUGGCACACCCACACAAAACUUUUUUGCAACUCGUCGUCAGAUACAAAAUCCAGUUUCUUGUGAGAGGAAAUUAAAUUUUCAGAAUAACUUCAGGUGUUUUUUGGCCCUCUUUGGGAAUCUUUAAACCAAAUUAGAGGUGAUUGGAGAAGGGUUAGAAAUCCUGGUGAUCACUGGUGAAAAAAUCUCAGGCCUGUGUCAUUAUGUCUGUUUAUGUUGGCAGGUGUAGCAUCCCUGCGAACUUAAUAAUUUUAUUCCUGGGAACAACAAAUCACUCUAAGUUAUUUUUUACGCUGUACUGGGAAGUUGUAUUUCAAAACUUAUAGCUUAUAGAAGAUGCGCAGAGUAAUGGUACUGUGCCUAGGAGACUUUGAAUGCCAAAUGAAAUGCAUUAUAUUUAUUUGAACACAAAUUUUGAUUAUUUAUCUACAAAUUUAUUUAUUGGUUUAAGUUUUUAGUAAAGUAUAUGUAUAUAUACUUUCAUCUGUCACGCAACACUUCAGCACUAGUUGUCUGUUUUAUGACAACAAAAUAGCAAUAGUGAUUUGACUGUCGUUUGGCUCGUGACAUUUGAAACAGAGAAACAUGAACAUGAUGGUUUACAAGGUGUUGUGAGCCUGAGGUUGACCUUGCUUUGACACAAAAAUCCUUCCUUUUUCUUAUGGAAAUCACGCUGCAGGCACGACAGUUUGUAGAAAUGGAAUACUCUUACAAAGGAGAAGCUGUGAGAAGAACUCCCAAGCAGUCUUCGCCAAUUUGCACACCCUCUGGCUCACCAAUAUCAUCAUCAGUGUCAUUGGCAGCAGUGUGCGACAAUGCCUGUUACAAUCGAAAUAGUUACACAGGGAAAUGCAUGAAACGAACAAGAUCACUUUCCGAGCCUGCACAUCAACAUGAGAAUGCGUUUGUGCCAGAUCAUUUGGAGAUGAAUGACAUAAAAGGCAAGCAUAAGGCAAAUUCAAAGCCACAUAACCACGAAAAACAACCCAACAACAUAACAACAUCGGCGAUUGUGACAAUGCCGGAUUAUGAAACUGUCGUGGCAGUACCGAACAACAUCCAUGACAGUGCAGCUAAUCGCAGAUAUGAAAACUGUAACAACCGUAGAGGUUCGCAUACCAUAAUUUAA
Messenger RNA from Porites evermanni, 13462 nucleotides. Lineage: Eukaryota; Metazoa; Cnidaria; Anthozoa; Scleractinia; Poritidae. The record is from the annotation of a GenBank genome assembly.